UCUACUUAUUGUAUUCAUUUCUGUAGCUUCACCAGUCCGAGAGUGAGAGUCAAUCUUGAGAUGAUCUUUCAUUUCUAGAUUCAACGUAGGCCUACUGUACACUGGAUUAUGCACUCGAUAGCUCUCCUUUUGAUUAUAUUCACCGCGGCCGUGUCAUCAUUACGAUGCCCGACUAACUGGAAGCUAUACGAGACCGACUGUUAUAAUUACUCGCCAACAGUAGCGAAAAAAUUCUGGGACGCUUCUGCACAUUGUCAAGGACACCAGUUUGUCGCCAAUGAUGGUGUUGAGCACACCGCCGAAUUGGUAUCAAUUCACAGUGAUACAGAAAAUACGUUUGUGAACUCCUUUUCGCCUUCAAAGACAUUCUUCAUUGGACUGUAUCGUGAAAACAAAGACGCUGAUUGGAAAUGGGUAGAUAAUACCACGGUUGACUAUUUGGGCUGGGGACCCGGUCAGCCGGAUUCACCUAGUCAAAAUUUGGCUGUCAUAUGGAACGAUGCUACACCGACUCUAUGGGACAAUCAGUCGGACCAUCCACUCACUUUCGUCUGUAAGGUUCCCGCAGCAAAAUGUCUGCAAACUGUUGGCGAAGUGUUCUGCAGCGUUGACGGAGAUUGCAAGAAUGGAGGAACUUGCAACACAGAUGGAUCGUGUACAUGUCCGGCCGGCUUCUCUUGUAUUGACUGUUCUCUCUCUGAUGUAAGUUGUGUUGAAGGCUUAGGUAUGGAAUCUGGUGCUAUCCCAUCAGCUAGCAUUCAGGCUUCCAGCGAAUACGAUAAACAACAUGGACCCCGUCGCGCUAGAUUGAAUCUCGUACCGGACAGCGAUGGUAUUGGUGCAUGGUCUGCCAAGACCAAUGAUCUUAAUCAAUGGAUCCAGGUUGAUCUAGGUAAAGUAAUGCUAGUAUCAGGUGUGGUGACCCAAGGACGUAAUGGAUAUUCUCCUGGACAAUGGGUGAAGUCAUAUAAGGUUUCGUACAGUAUGGAUGCCACCAACUGGGAAACAAUUUUGGGUACUACAGGCGUGCCAAUGGAAUUUGUUGGCAAUUCAGAUACGGACACCGCUGUCACCAGGUUGUUUCCCGAUGGAGUGCACGCUCGUUUUGUUCGAAUCCACCCUCUUACUUGGUAUGGACACAUAAGCUUGAGAUUUGAAGUGUUAGGUUGCCCAGAUGCAUGCAGUAGUACUCCCUGUCAGAACUCAGGAACGUGUCUUGCAACAACUGUUGACCCAUUCUACUUAUGCUCCUGUGCAUGGCCGUGGACGAACGCAACGUGUGAAGAAUAUAACGGUUGCUUGAGCAAUCCGUGUCUGAACGGUGGAACCUGUAACGAUGAUAAUGAUCCUUUUAUGUGCGAAUGUCCUGAAUGGUAUUCUGGGACUUUUUGUCAAAUACACGACGUUUGCCAAAACAAUCCGUGUAUGUCCGGUGGAACUUGCGUAAAUAACAAAGAUGACAUAGCCUAUUCUUGUGACUGUCCUACCGGCUUUUCUGGAGACAAAUGCGAAAUAAUUACAGAUGCCUGUAGUAGUACUCCCUGUCAGAACGCAGGAACGUGUCUUGCAACAACUGUUGACCCAUUCUAUAUAUGCUCCUGCGCAUGGCCGUGGACGGACGCAACAUGUGAACACUAUGACGCUUGCGUGAGCAAUCCUUGUCUGAAUGGUGGAACCUGUAACGAUGAUAAUGAUCCUUUUGUGUGCGAAUGUCCUGAAUGGUAUUCUGGGAUUUUUUGUCAAAUACACGACGUUUGUCAAAACAAUCCAUGUACGUCCGGCGGAACGUGCGUAAAUAACGAAGAUGACAUGGCCUAUUCUUGUGACUGUCCUACCGGCUUUUUAGGAGACAAAUGCGAAAUAAUUUCAGAUGCAUGCAAUAGUACUCCCUGUCAGAACGCAGGAACGUGUCUUGCAACAACUGUUGACCCAUUCUAUAUAUGCUCCUGUGCAUGGCCUUGGACAGAUGCAACAUGUGAACAUUAUGACGCUUGCGUGAGCAAUCCGUGUCUGAAUGGUGGAACCUGUAACGAUGAUAAUGAUCCUUUUGUGUGCGAAUGUCUUGAAUGGUAUUCUGGGACUUUUUGUCAAAUACACGACGGCUGCCAAAACAAUCCUUGUGUGUCUGGCGGAACUUGUGUAAAUAACAAAGAUGAAAUGGCCUAUUCUUGUGUCUGUCCAACCGGCUUUUCUGGAGUCAAAUGCGAAAUAAUUACAGAUGCAUGCAGUAGUUCUCCCUGCAAGAACUCUGGAACGUGUUUUGCAACAACUGUUAAUCCAUUCUAUGCAUGCUCCUGCGCAUGGCCGUGGACGGAUGCAACGUGUGAACAUUAUGACGGUUGCUUGAGCAAUCCGUGCCUGAACGGUGGAACCUGCAACGAUGAUAAUGCACCUUUUGUGUGCGAAUGUCCUGAUGGGUUUUCUGGAACUUCUUGUCAAAUAAACGACGAACCGGUACCUUGUAAUUUGCCUACACAGGAUCCUGUCGUCGUUGGUGCCAAUUCUAUUAACCUGCAAGAUGCUUGUGGGAGUGGUCCUUGCGGAAAAGGGACUUGUUUUUCCAUCAUAGAUCCACCACACUACCUAUGCCAGUGUCAGGCACCCUAUUACGGAAGCCAGUGCGAUGUGUAUGACGGAUGUCUCAAUCAUCCCUGUAUGAAUGGCGGUAUAUGUAUCAAUAAUAAAGAGGAAGAAGUGUUUGAGUGUUUGUGUCCUGAUGAGUACACAGGUACCGUUUGUAACCUGCAAAAAUAUACAGGCGAUGAUUCGGAUGUCGAGGACCAAUUCGUGGUUGCAUACGUCUUAGUUCCUAUGAUUCUAUUUAUAAUAAUCCUUGUUGUGGUUCUUCUGGCUAUAUUCAUCAUGUACCGACGUAGACGGCGUACUGAGGAAGUAACCAAGCCUUCAUCUAUAUAGUUAAACGUAUGUUAUAUCUGUAGGCCUACCCCUUUAACAGUGCACAUCUGUAUGCUGGUACAAUUCCAUUAUAUUAAGUCAUCGUCACAAUCGCCCCCACUGCCAGUAUGUCAAUAUCACCGUCAUCAUCGUCGUCAUUGUCAUCAUGAUCAGCAUUAUCACCAUUACCCUCCCUCUCACCUCACCCUCACCAUACAUAUCAUCAUGACCAUUCUAUCUAAUAGAGGCCUACUUUACCUGUGCAUUCGAUCAAAUAUACCUUACCGAAUAUUUGGUAGUUGCUCUGAUCGUAUUAAGCAUCAGAUCUUAUUGUGUAAACUAACAAGUAUUGUUCAAACUGUUGGUGCAAUCUUAUAGUUAAGACAAUAAACUCACUUAGAGUUUGUUAUAAUAAUGUGUUAGGUAAGCUUAGGAAAUCUUAAGAGUUUUAGUACCAGUAUUUGUAUUUGCUGGGCUACCAUCGUUUUAUGAAGAAAAUUUCUUUCUCAAUUUCAAUUACGUCUUUACGUCAAUUACGUCUUAAUAGUUCUCGACUUAUGUUGAUAUCAUAUAUUAUCUUUAAUCUUCUAAAUCAUCAAUAUUAUAUGCAAAAAAAA
Messenger RNA from Anneissia japonica, 3512 nucleotides. RefSeq names its product fibropellin-1-like. Gene Ontology annotation, cellular component: plasma membrane; protein-containing complex. Bases 109 to 2916 code for a protein of 935 amino acids. Gene Ontology annotation, molecular function: Notch binding; calcium ion binding. Gene Ontology annotation, biological process: heterophilic cell-cell adhesion; establishment or maintenance of epithelial cell apical/basal polarity. The transcript has 20 exons. The record is from RefSeq and is a predicted model, not a curated record. NCBI's taxonomy places the organism in Eukaryota, Metazoa, Echinodermata, Crinoidea, Comatulida, Comatulidae.